AGCAGUCCGUGAUGCCGACAUACGAUAACUUACUCGUCACCUCUUCAGGCUCCCGUUCGAUCUACACAGUCUCAUGUCAGAACAAGAAGUUGUCGCUGGUCUCCGCUGGAAUAACAAUGCAGGUGUGCCAAUCAUUACCCUGAUGUUAUAUGAGUACCUUCUUCUCUUAGACAAAGAGGUUAAUUAUGUCUGGAAACGACCGUUGUCGCUAAUGUCAUGCCUGUACCUCGUUGUUCGAUAUCUUGGUCUUUUCCUCGCACUGCUGUGCGGUUUCUGGGGAGGUCUGUUGUACAUACCUGAAUCAGUCAGCUACGCUCUUAUCGUUCUGAUUGAAUGGGGAUUUUCAGUAUAUUUCUGGUUUGCGGAAGCCAUUCUCAUUUGGCGGCUUUAUGCCAUAUGCGAUCAAUCUAAGCUCCUACUUUAUGUUCUGGUGGGAUUGUUCUUGCCUAUCGUCGCCCUCUCAAUUGGGACGGACAUCUAUCUAUACAGUCGACGUAUGAAAGAAAUCAUAACUCCGGACGCCAAGUACUGCACCCUUUCCUUCAACAUUGGACCUAUGCCUGCGAUCUAUACUUCCAUUCCGAUUGUGUGCUAUGAUAUCUUACUAGUUGUUCUCGCGGCUGCCAUCCUCGCAAGGCACCUUAAGGAACAGCGGGAAACUCAUAUGAGGAUUAAUACAUAUAUGGUUAUGAUCGUUCGGUAUCAUAUCCUGUACUUUGUCCUGAAUCUGACAAACCAGAUCUUGUUGGUGGUAUUAUGGGCUCAUAUUCCGACCCCGGCAAUGAGUCUCUCAGAGCUUUUCAACGAUACCGCGCCAUUUAUUCUCGCACCCCGUCUCAUCAUCAGUAUUUGGGAUACGCAUGCCAAGGAUGACUGUGUAGAAGUUAGUACGACGUUCGAGGACUGCGUAUGUCUCACUUCUCCACCGAGGUUCGAGCAGCACGAGAUGGUCUCCAUCGUUGUAUAAUUCUGGCAUAAUGAUACUGGUUCCUCAGCAUAAAGACAGAAAUGAUUUGGUUAGAGCGAGGCGGCCAAUUUCUUUGGACGCCUCGCCUGAUAGUGUAGUAGUCACCU
Molecule: messenger RNA, 1074 nt
Organism: Suillus fuscotomentosus
Lineage: Eukaryota; Fungi; Basidiomycota; Agaricomycetes; Boletales; Suillaceae
Exons: 14
Coding region: 74-967 (297 amino acids)
Source: RefSeq, a predicted model, not a curated record